Messenger RNA from Letharia columbiana, 1893 nucleotides. RefSeq lists its product as uncharacterized. Lineage: Eukaryota; Fungi; Ascomycota; Lecanoromycetes; Lecanorales; Parmeliaceae. The transcript is spliced from 4 exons. The record is from RefSeq and is a predicted model, not a curated record. The coding region runs from base 1 to 1893 and encodes 630 amino acids.
AUGGCCACUGAAGAGUACAUCUCCCCCUACGCUGUGGACAAGCGCACUCGUCGAUCUGUAUUGGCGGCCCUGGUGGACAACAGGUCCAUCAACGACACGCACAAUCGCGACUCGCGUCGUGCCACGGCCAAGUUCAGGCCGGCGUUCAACGGCGAGUCCUUCGCGAGCGCUUUGGGGAUCAUUACGGUGGUAGUCGAAGGACUACUCAUCGAAGGGGCCGGGGUAGGAGAUGGGGAGAGACGGUUAAUACCGGAGCGGCCGAGGGGAUCGAGCAGGGCGCCGAUUUAUUUGGGGACUGACAGGGCGACCUUGUCUUUGUAUGAUCCGUUGGAGAACUUGAAGGAGAUGUUGGACACGUUCUGCCGUGGAGUGAUGGCUUGGGCCAACAAGCCCACGUACUUCAAAGAGGUUACCCGCCCCUUCAUCAUUCGCACGAUCGAAAACUCUAUCAGCGAAGCGUCUACCGCAAGGAAGCUUCGCAAGUCUUUAGAGUACGUCGGCCCAAUUGAUACAGGAUACGUUAAUAGCUUUGAGGCCUUUCGUUGCUCGAUGCAAGAUCCAAUCCUUGAGCUACGACAUUUGGGCGAAUUUAUCGAGUCAAUUAUCGCGGAGGGGGAUGAGAUCUCCGCUCACCCCGCAAAGAUUCUCAACCCGGCUGUCGAAGCUUCUGACAAUCAUCGAUCCUCAUCUCCUUACUUCAACACAAUCCUGAACCCUGAGCCGGCCACGCAGGCUUCUACCGGUGGACGUGUGAAGACGGAGAGUACGGCCAGUGAGCGUGGCGGAGCGUUUAGUGGCUUCGAAGACCUAUUGGAAGCUGCUGGAUACGGGUUCGGCAUGCACAGAAAGUCACAGUCUCCCGAAAAUAAGCCAGAGCGUGAAGCAAAGCCCGAGCUCCAGUACCCGGGCUCGCCCAGUUACUCGCCACCCCCUUCGCCAUCGGUCUCCAUCGAUGCUCUCCUCCAGCCCUUCUCCGUCUCAUCAAUACAAGCCGAAGAACACCUUCCGGACGUCUCAUCGUCCAUAUUACUCCAACCCAGCAAUCUUUAUCGGAUCAAACCAUGUCCAGCUCCCCCUGGGACUCCCAAAUGGAAGAUAGACCUCAGCGGUCGCAAAGGUCACCCUAUCCGUAUCCUCCACGUCGGCCCCCGCGAACUCGACAUCCUGGCCAAAUGCCUCCCGCUCGUCCACAAAGCCACGCUGAAAGGCGAAGAGUGCAUGCGUGUCAUCGUCGAGAAGGAAAACCUGGCAACCGAGAUGGGAGCCGAGUACAAGCAAUGGGACGACUUCUGCUCCGACCUGGAAGACAACGUCAGCAUCGACGCGAAAGAGGCUGGAGCGAAAUCGAAGCAGGACUCCGGAGACACAAAGAUCGAUGACACAAAGGGCAACGGCAAGGGGGAAGCCAAAGAUCCUUCCGUCUACGGAGCCGUCGCCUCCGGAGGCAAGGACUGGUUCGGCUCGGCGGACCCGAGCGCCUACGGCCGCGUCGGUCCCGGAGACGACCCCGACACCGCCUGGGGCUACCGCAAACUCGACCCCCCCACCUUCCAAACGGCCAAGGCCAAGACCCCGCGCCGCACCGCCGCCGCCGACGUCGACCCGGACGCCACGGAAGACGAAGACGAAGACGACGACGACACCGGCUUCCCGCGCGACUUCGGCUUGGGCUCCCGGUCCCCGACGGAGCGCGCUUUCGGCACCGCGUCGCCCCGGCCCGGCUCCGAUUCGGGCUCGGAGGGCGGGGAGGAGGUGAUGCGUUUCGAAGAGGCGGUCGGGGGGGUGGAUGACGGGUUGGAUCGGGAGAUGGUGGAUGUGGGGGGUUGGAGGAGGGGGAGGUUGUUGAGGAGGAGGGGGGGGAGGAGGGGGGGGGGGGGGGGGGAGGAGGGCUGA